AUGAAGUGCCGGGCAGACGUUCCCACAGAAGGGGCCUGCUUUUUGACUAACCACAUUUUGAAAAGUCUUGCCGAAAAAGAAGCAGAGAAACUCAAAAAUGGCCCAAGAAGUGACAGAGAAGUUGAUGCGCAACUGUGUCCCGAACACGAAGAGAAACUCAAACUGUUCUGUAUCACAGAUCAGCAGCUGGCUUGUAUCAUAUGCAGAGACGGAGACAAACAUGAUGGUCACAAAUUUAAACCAAUCAAAGAAGCAGCUGUUCUUGUGAGGGAGGAAUUAGAAGUAUUGAAGCAACAAUUAUCCAUCGACACUACUGCACUUGAGUAUUCUGUAAAAGCCCAGGCUGGAGAGAUAACAAAGACCAAGACAACAUCAAAACAGCUGAUGGCACAGAUCUCCAAACAGUUCCAGGAGAUGCAAGAGUUUCUGAGAAAAAAGGAAAUGAAGAUCAAGUGUGAUCUCACACAGGAGGAGGAAGAUGCCGUCCAGAAAAUGACCAAAGCAUUAACCGUAUUAGAAACAGCUUUAAAAGAGAGCAAGGAGCAAGAAGAGAAAGUGGAAGCUGUUCUUAAGAUCACUGACUCUGAAAAGUUCCUAAAAAGCUGGACUGAGAAUGAAAGCAAGAAGAGACCUGAAGUCCAGGACGUUGAAGUGGUGAAAAGCUGCCUCACACUGGGUCCAUAUGAAAGUCACUUGCAGUUCUUUGUGUGGAAGGAGAUGCUUCAGAUCAUUGAGCCCCGUGAAGAGCGGAUACUGUGCAUUACUGAUGAGAGGAACAGCAAGAACAGUUGCCCUCAGUGUCGGACACCUGUUGUAGUGAAAGGAGCGCUUCUUCCCACCAGUCACAUACUGAAGAGCCUGGCUGACAAGGCAAAGGACAGACAGAGGAUGGAAAAUGAGACGGCAGGAAAUGCUAAAGGAGAGGUGAAGGAGUUGUGUCCUGAACACCAAGAAGAGCUGACACUGUUCUGCGUCACAGACCAGCAGUUGGCUUGUAUGAUGUGUAGACACGGAGAGAGGCAUCAAAAACACAGGUUUCAGAGAAUUGACAAGGCAGAUGUGGCACUCAGGGAGAAGUUAGAGAAUCUGCUGCAGCAAGUUUCAAACGACGUCAACGCCACUGAGAGGCGCCACACUGCACAGAGGGAAGAGAUAACAAAAGCCAUACAGAAGUCGGAGCAGCUCACCAACCAGAUCCACAGACAGUUUGAGGAGAUGCAUGUAUUUCUUAGAGAGAGAGAAGCUCAGAUUCUUACUGAGCUCAAACACAGAGAGGAAGACGCUGUGCAGAAAAUGAGUAUGGUGCUCAGUGGACUAGAGGAAAUACUGACACAAAAUGCAAUGCUGAUGGGAAAACUGGCAUCUACUUUGGAAGUCAGAGAGCCCGACAAGUUCAUAAAAUGCUGGACUGAGAACAACAGCACAAGCCCCAAUCAGAUAGUAUUCCAGCCCAGGGCCAAUGAAUUCCAGGUAGUAAACAGUUGGCUCUCAUUGGGGCCCUAUGAAAGUCACCUGCAGUUCUUUGUUUGGAAAGAGAUGCUUAAGGUCAUCCAGCCCAGAGCAGAACUGCUGUCCUUCAGAAGAAGCAGCCCAGACAUAACAGUGUCAGAUGAUGGUCGUAGUUUGUUCUGUACACCCAGGACUAGACCACCUCAAAUGGGUCCCCGGAUGGGAAUCAAUCCCGCUAAUGGAUCUGCACAAACCAUGCCCAAUCCUGCACAGAGCACAGCAGCACAACUUGGCCAAUUAAUUGGUUUUCCUUAUUUUGGGUCCAGUGCAAGAUUUGACCAAAUUAUAAACAACCCCACAUUUGGCCAAGCAAUAUCUACACCUUCUGUUGUACCCACAGCAGGAUUUGGCCAAAACAGAUCCGGUCCUGUGUUCAACCCCCGAGCAUUUGGUCAAUUCAUGCCAAACCUUCCUGGUUCCACUGCAGGAUUUGGUCAAAAUAGGCACAAUCCACCAAAUGCAGGAUUUGGUCAAACCAUGAACAACAUUCCCUUAGGCGCUAACAGAGGUUUUGGACAACCUUUGAGUGCUAGCACGUUUCAGGCACUGAGCGUCAAUGAGUUCUACUGUGGGCAGCACUACUGGGAGAUAGAUGUUGGCCACAGGGAGUACUGGGAGCUAGGCAUCAGAGAUAACUUCUUGAAGUAUAAUGAGCAGAAGUAUUCCAUCUGUAGUUCACACACAGUUACAGAGCUCAUGUUUGAAGGAAAACCUAGAAAGAUCGGGGUUUACCUAAACUGCCCGUCUAAGAAGAUCUCCUUCUAUGAUGCAGACAACAUGACACACAUUGACACCCUGAGCACUCAAGGCAUGUCCUUUCCACUCCCUGCAUACUUUAAUGUUAGAUUCAGAACUCCAGACCCUAACCCAAUGACAGUAUGCUGGUACUGACGAGCUAAUACCAGAAAGUUGUUUUUUUUUUCAGUGAAGGAUUAGACCAGUAAUGUUUUUUUAACACUGUGUACUGCCUCUUUAACUGUUUGUCUGUCCAGGUACCAGCUGUAUGACCAACACUAAAAUCAGUAGUGCUGACUGAAGCACAGUAAUGAAAAAGAGAGUGUAUUCUUUUUGUGGUAACUGGCCAAUUUAUCAGCCAAAGGUCCAAUACACAAUGUAGUAGCACGAUAUUCUUUAAUGUACCACUAGAGAGAGCCCAAGCUCCACUAUUGGUAGGUGUAGCAAUUAGGGGAGCGCCUUCAAUAUUGUCAUGGUCCCAGUACAAUGGCAGUAUCCUUUCUUGCUAAUGUGGUUUUCUUACCAUUAUGGAUUUGUGACAACAUUUGUGACAAGUGAAAAACUUUUUUUUUUUUUUAAGAACAUCGACACUUUUGCAUGGGAACUUAGUCACUCAUUUAACUGAUAACAAAAGCACUUUGUUUAAAAUUGUGGGAGCGUGAAAUGAAAACAUUGAGUGUUAAAAAUCUGUCUGUGGUUCUUCAUUAAAUUCUUGUCUACUGCUCCUAAUUUGCAUAGUACAA
Cynoglossus semilaevis (tongue sole) is the source of this 2987-nucleotide messenger RNA. Its product is annotated as nuclear factor 7, ovary-like. The record is from RefSeq and is a predicted model, not a curated record. Lineage: Eukaryota; Metazoa; Chordata; Actinopteri; Pleuronectiformes; Cynoglossidae. The coding region runs from base 1 to 2400 and encodes 799 amino acids. The transcript is spliced from 5 exons. Gene Ontology annotation, molecular function: zinc ion binding.